Molecule: messenger RNA, 4380 nt
Organism: Seriola aureovittata
Lineage: Eukaryota; Metazoa; Chordata; Actinopteri; Carangiformes; Carangidae
Product: zinc finger protein 665-like
Exons: 2
Coding region: 568-3207 (879 amino acids)
Biological process (GO): regulation of transcription by RNA polymerase II
Molecular function (GO): DNA-binding transcription factor activity, RNA polymerase II-specific; RNA polymerase II cis-regulatory region sequence-specific DNA binding
Source: RefSeq, a predicted model, not a curated record
UCUUUAACACAGCUCCACACAUUAGAUCAGUCUGAGGACGAGUUCGGGCAGAGCGGAUGAAGUCUAGGGAAGCUGGAGCUCACAUAGACAGUGGUCACCUUAACACAUCUGACUUUACAUGUACACAAUUUGGAUCAUCCUCUGCAUCAGUAGUAGUAAAACAAAUGUUGUAUAACCAGAUUGUUAAAUAAUAGGCUUGUUCCUGCUCAUUUUGCCACAACUGUAGAAGAUAAAUUCAGACUUGUAUCAUGAGAUAAAUCCCUGAGUCAUAAAGACUUAUUGUAUAUUAGUCUGUCAGGAGCCGUCCUGCAGGAUUAAUUUGAACCUGCUUCACUGAGUUUAUUUUGUUGACCAACACUCCUGUCCCUGAAAGUCUGAAUCUUUACUUGAGGUUUUAUAUUGAGUUAUUUGGAUUUAUGUCUACUGGUUAAUUCAAAAUGAAAAAACAAACAGUUUCUCAGAAUAACAACGUUGUCACUCAUCAGAGUAACUCAGUACAGUUACUGUACCUGAAUAAAAACUGUAGGUGCUUGUAGUUUUCUACUGUACUUCUCAGUCAGUGAUGUGAUGUUCCUCCACUUCUACCAGUCAGCCUCAGUCAAACGUCUGUGUUUACGUCUUCCUCCUCCAGUCCAGCAGAGCUCGCUGUUCGCUGUCGUCGCUUCGCUCUCCUCUGAGCGAACUGUCGUCGACGCGGAACUCGGUGUCUCUGUUUACCUCCCCGCUGCCUCUCUUUGUUCGCUGGAAGCUCAAGUUGCGCAGAAAAGGGGUAAAAUGUGCGCUGUGCAGCUGCUGCGGGUGUCGGUCCAUGAGCGGAUGAGCGCUGCCGCUGAAGACUUUCUCCUACAGGUGGAGAAAAGAGAAGAACCGGCUGAAGUCCCGGCGCUGAGAGCGCUGCUCACCGAGCGGCUAACGGCGGCGGCGGAGGAGAUCGUCGGUCUGUUUGAGGAAACCGUGGCGGAGUACGAAGACAGAGUGGAGCGGUCGGAGCGAGAGAUCUGCCGCCAGAGGAGGCUGCUCGAUGCUGUGCUGAAGCCCGAAGUCAAACUGCACAGAGCAGACGUCCAGCAACUGCUGGUGAGUAAAGAGGAGCAGCAGGAGUGGAGCUCCAGUCUGGACCAGGAGGACCAGGAGGACCCAGAGGCCCCUCACAUUAAAGAGGAACAGGAGGAACUCUGGACCAGUCAGGAGGGAGAGCAGCUUCAAGGACUGGAGGAGGCUGAUAUCACCAAGUUCACAUUCACUCCUGUCCCUGUGAAGAGUGAAGAUGAUGAUGAUGAUGAUGAUGAUGAUGAUGAUGAUGAUGAUGAAGAGAAACCUCAGUCCUCACAGCUUCAUCAGAGUCAGACUGAGGAGAACAGAGACUUAGUGGGAGGAGAGGACUGUGGAGGACCAGGACCAGCCAGGAACUUAAAUCCAGCUGGUCACUCACAGCCAGUUAUUGAUUACAAGGCUACAGAAUUAUCUGUAGCAGAGAUUGAAGUCAGUUGUGAUGAUUGGGAGGAGACGAGCGAAUGUCACUCAGGUUUGAACUCUGUGGAAAGUAAAGACGACCCUGUAAGCGAUGUUAGAUGUAAUCCUCCCGACAAACCGUUUAGCUGCCCUGAGUGUGGCAAAAAAUUUACAAAAAGUGGAUUUCUGGAGACACACAUGAGAAUCCACACAGGGGAGAAACCAUUUAGUUGCUCAGUUUGUGGAAAGAAAUAUACAAGAAAGGGAUAUCUGAUACAACACAUGGCUGUCCACAGAGGGGAAAAGCGACAGAGCUGCAGGAUUUGUAACAAAAGAUUUGUUUGGCACUCAGGAGUGGAGUGUCAUAAGUGUGUCACAGGGAUCUCGCAGCUACAUCUCACCUCUUCACCUGCUGCCGGUAUGAGAUGUAACACUGGUGGCAAAUCAUCGAGCGUCACUGAGUGUGAUAAAAGACUUUGCUACAGUCAUCAUCUGAAGAAAGACAUGGGGGCUCACACAGAGGAGAAUCUGUUCAGUUGCUCAGUUUGUGGUAGAAAGUUCACACAGAGGGGAUAUCUGAUACAACACAUGGCACGACACACAGGGAAGGUACGAUUCCGCUGCUGUGUUUGUGACAAAAAAUUUGCUUGGCGUCAUGAGCUCAAAAACCACAAAUGUGGCGGUGAGUCCUCGCAGCUUCAUCAGAAUCAAACUGAGGAGAAGAGAGAGGCAGAGCCUCCAGCCGGCGGCUCGACUGAACAGAGGAAAACAGCAGCUGAUGGAGAGGAUGGUCGAGGAUCUGAUACUGAUGACAAGACUUCAGACUCUUCUGUAUCUGAGACUGAAACCAGAGAUGAUCACUGGAAGGACAGCAGGGAACCUCCCCCAGGUUUAGAUUCUGUGGGAAAUAGUGAUGCCCCUGUGAGCACUGUGGUUAGUAGCACUGACAAGAAGUCGUUUAUCUGCUCUGAGUGUGGUAAAGCUUUCUGCGGUGAGGAAAAUCUGAAGAUGCAUAUGAGAACUCACACCGGAGAGAAACCAUUCGGCUGUUCAUUUUGUGACCAAGGAUUUACACAAAAAGGAUAUUUGACAAACCAUAUGGAAGUCCACACGGAGGAGAAACGCUUCCUUUACUGUGUGUGUGGCAAAAGAUUCGCUUGGCGUUAUAACCUCAAAGACCAUAAGUGUGUUGGCGAGGCCUCACAGCUUCAUCAGAGUCAGGCUGAGGAGGAGAGAGAGGCAGAGCCUCCAGCCAGCAGCUCAAACACUUCAGACACCUCUAAGCUUCAGGCUGACGUCAGUGAUGAUAGUUGUAAGGAGACCAGGGACCAUCAAUCAAGUUUAAACUCUCUAAACAUUAAUGAAGUGCUUGAAGGUGACACAACAAGCGAUGAUGUGGAGAGACCGUUCAGCUGCUCUCAGUGCGGUAAAAAAUUUCGCCGCAAGAAAAAUCUUCAGGAACACAUGAGGAUUCACACGGGAGAAAAGCCCUACGGCUGCUCAGUGUGUAUGAAAUAUUUUUCAUGCAGCGGAUCAUUACGAAAACACCUGAGAAUCCACACCGGAGAGAAACCUUUCAGCUGCUCGGUGUGUGGGAACCGUUUUACCGAAAGUGGACAUCUGAAGGUGCACAUGCGAACACAUACAGGAGAGAAACCGUUCAGUUGUUCAGUUUGUGGUAAAAGCUUCACCUGGAGGCAAAGCUUCAAUAAUCACAUGAAAUAUCACACAGACACAACUAGACAAAUGAACUAGAGACACAUUGUGAUUUUCCCAGGAGGAAAGCCAAACUCUUCCAUGCAGAGUUGUGUUUAUAGAUGCAGCCAAAUCUAAACACUUCUCAUUCACUACUCGUGUCAAUGUAAAGUCAAGUAGGGGAGAAAAGCUACUGCUGCGCUGCUCUUUGGCUCAAACUCUGAUUCAUCAUUUCAAUGUAAUUUCCAUUUCAAACAGAAAAGUUCACAGUUCAAGUGUAAAACUCUCUUGAACUUGAGAGAGAAGUUAAGGAGCUGCACGGAUCUGGCCAAUCACUGAGGGAAGGGGAGUGAUUAUUGGAUCGUCCAAUCAAAGAAGAACUUUGGUUGAUGCCGAGACCUGUAGCGUCUCUGAAAUGUACUGAAGCAAGAAAAUCUAAACUGUCUUCAAACACCUGUGCCUUAUUUAUGUCAGCAAACUGAAAGUGAAGUGAAGCUGAGAAGAGUCCUGAAAUAAUCUGCAGACGGAUGACAGUUCACGGCAUCAAGACAAAUCAUGAACUUAUGAACCGUGGUGUUGCCACAUGGUCUGAGGUCACAUGACACAGCAGCAGAACAAUAGCAUUGCCAAAUUAUUUCUGAAAAGUAGAGGUGGGCACAAUGAAGGGACUCUUCUUCUACAGUGUAAAAUAUGUAUUUUUAUGCCACAGUAUUUAUUUAUAUCCAAGAUUAUUUCGAGAAGAAAGGUGCAUUUUAUAGAUAAAGUAAAAAGAUGGGAGUGUCUGAUAAAUAUCUAACAUUUUAUCAGACUGAUUCAACAAUAAUGUAAAUCUGAAAAUACAAUAAAAGUAUUUUCUGUAUAGAUACCGUGAUAUAAACAAGGGUUAAUAAAAUCCUGUUGUCUCAGUAUGUAAUGAUGUAUUGCCCAAUAUUCACAUUCAUUGAAUAGGAUUUUGUUUUUUAUAACAGUGGUGAAUAUAUUAUAUAAUCUUGUCUGUUUCAUGAGUAGUAUGAUGAUUAUAUUUUCUUUGUACUGUAUGAUACAUGGAUCAGCCCGUCAGGUAUUUGAAUGUACUGAAUCUGCAUUGUAACUAACAAGAAAGAUGAUAAAACAUAAUCAUGAAGGUUAGUUUAUCGUUUCAAUCAGUAAAGUUUAUUACAGAAAAAGAACCUGGUCUUAUUUUAUUCUGCAUUUCUACAUAAAAACUACCCAGAGAUGUCCUGGUACUUUAUA